Daphnia pulex (common water flea) is the source of this 3687-nucleotide messenger RNA. RefSeq names its product nucleolar protein dao-5-like. The coding region runs from base 517 to 3162 and encodes 881 amino acids. Lineage: Eukaryota; Metazoa; Arthropoda; Branchiopoda; Diplostraca; Daphniidae. The transcript has 20 exons. The record is from RefSeq and is a predicted model, not a curated record. Gene Ontology annotation, molecular function: DNA binding.
AUACUUGCGUGCUUGCGUACUGGAACAGCUGAUUACCCCAGAUGAAUUAUUUUUUAAAACCUCUUCUAUCAAUAAAUAAUCACAAUAAAUUUAAAAUUUAUUUAUGUAAACCAUACACUCUAACGGAGUCCCCGACUCACUUUGAUAAAAAAUCAAUUCGAUAAAAAAAACUGUCUACACGUCACAACGUUGCAGUAGCAUUGGAAAAAGCCAUGAAAUCAAUGAAAUUAUGAAAAUUGAAAAAAACAGUUGGAAAUUUGGAAUCCCGCAGUCCAACGUCGCGAAGCUUAAGUAUACAGCUCCAACUUAAUACCGACUGUUAGCAUUUGCAGCAUUUGUACACCAAGUUUGAAGUUUCAAUAAGAUUUGAUCUCUAGUAUUUACUUUUACAUGCUUUUAAACUCUUACAAUAUCGCAAAGCAGAGAAAACAUAUUUCCAACCACUGUCGUGCAGAACUUUCCUAGCCCAACAGCAUAUGUCAUUUGAUUUCUGAUUAGCUGUGGUCAAACGUAAGAAUGUCAAAGUUAAGACUAUCUGCAGAAUCUUCGAGAUUCUACCGCCAAAUUAAAGCCAAGAAAUAUUUGCAUUCAGCUGUGAGUGCACAUGACUCAUCUGCCUCAGAUCAAGAAAGCAAUGUCUCUGGAGAUAGUGAACCCAAAGAUGAUUUCGAUGGAUUCAGUCCUCAAGUGCCUCGUACAAAUACCCAAUCCAAAAUACAGAGUAUGUCAAUCAGUGCCCAAGAAAAUGCAGCAGAAUUGAACAAUCCAGAAGACGGGAAGCUCCAACCAAAACAUUCUUUCACAAGAAAACCUGCUACUAGACGUACAGCAGCUGAAAAGAAGAAUCAAGAGCCCGCAUCCUUGUCGAAAAUAACUGACAAAAAAACGAAACCACCGGCUACAAAAAGAGGAAAGAAAGAAGCUGGAAAUCCAACUGAUAAUGCAGCUGAACCAGCCGCGAAACGGCCUAGAGUUGCUUCUAAAAGGAAAGCUAUCUUAACGGAAAAAGCAGCUACAGCCUCCACUGAAGAUGCAGACGACGACCCAACAUUACAUGAAAACAAGGGUCGUGGUCGUGGUCGUCCACGGAAAGCUAUCUUAACGAAAGAAGCAGCUACAGCCUCCACCGAAGAUGCAGACGACGACCCAACAUUACAUGAAAAGAAGGGUCGUGGUCGUCCACGCGGUCGCCCAGAGAGAGAUGUUUCAGCUGAAUUUGUGCCUGAAACAAGUUCAAGUUCCCCUUCAAAGUCCUUAGACGACCAGAGUAGAAUGGAAGCGAAAACGCCUGAAGCUGUAAAUGACGAAGCGCACGAAAUGAUCUUGAAAACCGCAAAAAAACCCAAAGACUCAACAUUACGUGAAAACAAGGGUCGUGGUCGUCCACGCGGUCGCCCAGAGAGAGAUGUUUCAGCUGAAUUUGUGCCUGAAACAAGUUCAAGUUCCCCUUCAAAGUCCUUAGACGACCAGAGUAGAAUGGAAGCGAAAACGCCUGAAGCUGUAAAUGACGAAGCGCACGAAAUGAUCUUGAAAACCGCAAAAAAACCCAAAGACUCAACAUUACGUGAAAACAAGGGUCGUGGUCGUCCACGCGGUCGCCCAGAGAGAGAUGUUUCAGCUGAAUUUGUGCCUGAAACAAGUUCAAGUUCCCCUUCAAAGUCCUUAGACGACCAGAGUAGAAUGGAAGCGAAAACGCCUGAAGCUGUAAAUGACGAAGCGCACGAAAUGAUCUUGAAAACCGCAAAAAAACCCAAAGACUCAACAUUACGUGAAAACAAGGGUCGUGGUGGUCGUGGACGCGGUCUCCCAGAGAGAGAUGUUUCACCUGAAUGGGUACCUGGAACACGUUCAAGAUCUCCUACAAAGUCCUUAGAUAUCAGUCAGAAACAGAAUCUGCGUGGUAACAAGGUUUCUAGCAUUGUGGAUGAAGUAGAAACGGAUAUAUCAGCAGGAGGAUCGAAAAGUAAACCUCCAAAGUCUGCGGACCCAACAUUACGUGUUGACAACGAACAGGGUCGUGGUCGAGGUCGCGGUCGUGGUCGUCCAGAGAGAGAUCUUUCAGCUGAAUGUAUACCUGGAACAAGUUCAAGUUCCCCUACAAAGUCCUUAGACGACCAGAGUAGAGUUCAAGUUAAAACACCUGAAGCGCAUGCGAUGGUCUUGAAAACCGCAGAAAAACCCAAAGAAAGGAACUACCAUUUCUUGAGCAGCUCAGAGUCUGAAAUAGAAGACGAAGAGGACGACGAAGAUGAUUUAUUUCUUCUCAGUCGAUAUUCCUUCCAAAAAACGAAAAGUCCAAAAAAUGCAGUUCCUUUGCCCAGUUUUAAAACACCAAACACAGUCACUGACAAAGUUUCAGAAUUGGGCUCACCCAAAACUUCGAAAUUCCGUCUCUUACCUGAACCGACACCACUGCUCCGGACCACUCCCAGACGAACUACUUUGACCAUGGAAUUAUCACUGAAUAGAGUUGAACCGUCUUUGAGCGAUCCAGAAGAUGUUGCAGAUACAGAACUGUACAAGACAUCGCAACAGGAAAAUCAACUUGAGCCUUCCACUUCUCAGGCCAACGGAAAAUCAAUUGAGGAAACUCCCGUGUCAAAGAGAAGAAGUAUAUCUGAUUCUUCAAAGAAACCAUCGCCAACUAAGCGACUCCAAUCCCCUUUAAAAUCCUCGCAACAACCGAACGAUCCCGAAAACGACAUCGUUGGGAAUGAUUCUAGACUUAUUGCAAGAAAGAUUGAAGCACUACAGGAAACUAUGCUCCGAAUUGAGAAUUCAAUGAACCGCCAAGUCCCAUUAAAUUCCGCCAUUGAUCCGUCUACACUUCCAGUGCCUAACCGCAAUCUUCUACCGACUCAAUUCAAUCUGUAUUUGGCCUCACCCAGCGAUCCUGUACGAGCACAGGGUCUGUCCAACACUGAAUACAGCAUAUCGUUGGUUUAUGUACAGCCAACAAUUGUUCAUCCUCUGAAAAUUAAUAACCCGAUGAUGGUCGUGCGCCUCAAAGGAAGCGUCGAAUUUAGAAGCGAUCCACAUGCUCCAAGUCACAUUUUACUCAACUCUUCAACGAGACUUGUUGACCUCGAAGCGGGUCGUACUCUUCAUGUGGUCAACACAGGGGAAGAGGUCGCCUCAUUUGCACUUCUCGAAAUUUUUUAAUAUUGGAUUGGAUUAUUUAGUGAUUCUAUCGCAAAACGACCCUGCCACCCAUCCCCACCUUCAACCCACCCAACCCCACUCCACCCACCUCCCACUCAGGACGGAGUUGGUUGAUCAGACGGCCAAGAGUACGACCUCUGUACAGUGUAAGUGUAAGUGUUUCUUCUUCAUGACCCUCCAAUAGGUCUAAAUCGAUCGGAUUUUUGUUUAUGUCUGUAAGAUAACGUUAAUUAAUUAAUGGCAUGCAACCUAUCCUACAUGAAUCAAAUUUUCAAGGUUUUCUAUUGCUUCUUCAACAUUUGUGCAAGUACUGUAGUUUUCAGGCCAGUAGAAUAGUUUUCAUCUAGUUAAAAAGUAAAUUCCAAGAGACCAGAUUUUCAGUCUAAAAUCAUAAUGUGUAAAACAUCGUUUGGUAAUUUUUCCUUCGUUCCGUCAAAGUUGCAAAUUCCAAGGCCAGAGGAAUCGCUUUCUUGUAUCACACUGUCAAACGAAAUAAAUAUUUGAUUAAAAAGUUCGUCACAUCAA